This is a messenger RNA of Schizophyllum commune H4-8, 600 nucleotides long. RefSeq lists its product as uncharacterized. NCBI's taxonomy places the organism in Eukaryota, Fungi, Basidiomycota, Agaricomycetes, Agaricales, Schizophyllaceae. The annotation marks the transcript as partial. The transcript is spliced from 6 exons. The record is from RefSeq and is a predicted model, not a curated record.
GUCCCCGGUUGGAAGAAGCUCGCUGCCGCAGCGGAUAAGGAAUUUGGCAAGAGCAGUAGGACCAUCAUAACCAACGAGAAAGAGUAUCCCGAAAAACCUGCCACGAUCUGUAUUGGGACCAAGCCGGUAGACAUUGCCGUCAACGGGAAACCGAAGUGCUCGACCAACGUACAGACGGUUGAGGGCGUUAUCAUCGGAACGUCCGGUUCUGUUGAGCUCUCCGUGACGACGGGGACGGAUUACAAGGUCGAGACCACGACAACCAAGCAGACCUCCUUCGGGAUCGGCGUCACCUACGGUGCCAAAUUUUCCAUCCCCGAAGUGGCGGAGAUCGGCGGAAGCACGACGAUCAGUACUCAGGUCGCAAACAGCCACGGAGAAACGUACGCCACUUCCGGGACCUCGAACCACCAGGUCACGACGAAGGUUGUGGCGACCCAUGCCGAUGGCAAGACUUGCAAGCUUGAUAUUUCCAUGAUGACCCAGCUCAACACCAAGACCUGCACCACGGAGGGUUCGGCCCAGGUACCCUUCGUCGCGAAGGGUUGGGUUUGGUUCGAGUACUCGAAGAAGAUCGACGGUCAUUACUGGUGUGCGUAA